AUGAAGAUUACUGUCAUUUUGCUGGCGAUUACCGUACCCUGGGCAGUCGCUUUUCCUAGCGGUUUUUUAGAUGGUGUACCUUUUCUAGGUGAUAUAUUUGGUGGUAGCGGUGGUCACAAGACUGACGGCAAAGAUGGAGACGCCAAGCAUAAUUUACAAAUAGGAACUAUUUUGGGUGGAGGAGCAAGAGGCAAUGGAAGAGGUGCUAAUGGAAAUACUGGAGCAGGAAAUACUAAAGGAGGUGGUGCUGGAGCAGGAAGUACUGGAAAAGAUGAUAACGAAGCUGGAGCUGGUGCUGGUAGUUCAGGCCGAACAAUUAGAAAUACCAUAUCGAAUGCAAAUGGCAUGGCUUCCAACGUAAUUAAAACUGUCGGCAAAAAUGGAGAAUUGAAAAGCGCAAUUUCUUCGGCUAUCGCGAAAGGUAAAGCUAAUGCUGGGAAAGCUGGUUCAAGCGCGGCAGCGGUUGCAAAUGCUGCAGCAUCGCGCAAUAAUUCCGGUGGUAAAAAAUCAACGAAAGACGACGAUGACACGAAAAAAUCAGGAAAGAAUAAUUUGAAAAUUAAAACUUGGACCGGCAAAAAUGGAGAAUUGAAAAGCGCAAUUUCUUCGGCUAUCGCGAAAGGUAAAGCUAGUGUGGAAAAAGCUAGUUCUACCGCGGCAGCGGCUGCAAAUGCUGCAGCAUCGCGCAAUAAUUCCGAUGGUAAAAAAUCAACAAACGACGAUGAUGACGAUGAAAAAUCAGGAAAGAAAAAUGAUAGUAAGGAAAAAUCCGAAUCGUCAGCGAACGCUCAAGGAAACGCCGCGGCAGAAUGGCAUGAUAAGGGAAGAAAUAAUAAGUCAAAUGCAGCAGCGAAUGCAAAAGGUAACGCCGCAGCGAAAUCACGAAACAAAAACCGUGGUAAAGGUAAAGGAGCGGACAAUUCGGAAGAGGAUGCGGAAGAAGACGAAUCAAAGGAUGCUGGAAAAAAAAAAUCGUCAGCAAAAGCAGGGAGCAAUGCUGAGUCAAACAGCGACGAUAAUAAAGGCUCGGCAAGCGCAUCUGCGGACUCAAAUGCGAAUGCAUCUACGAAAUCAGGUAAGAAUGAUAAAUCCGGAGAGAAUUCCUCGAAAACUUCCGCGAACUCAAACGCUGACGCAUCUGCGGAAUCGGGCAAGAAGGGCAAAUCUGGAAAUGGUUCAUCGAAAGCAUCGGCAGAUGCAAAUGCUGACGCAUCUGCCGAUUCGGACAAGCAAAAUGGUUCCGGAAAAAGUUCAUCAUCAGCGAAUGCAGAUGCCGAAGCAUCCGCUAAUUCCAAGAAUAAAGGAAAAGGAUCGUCGAAUGCAUCGGCCGAGUCAUCUGCGAAAUCAAAGACGAAGGAUAAAUCUGGGAAAGAUUCAUCAAACGCAUCGGCGGAAGCUGAGGCAUCAGCUGAAUCGGAAGGUAAAAAUGGAUCGGGAAAAGGUUCAUCGGUAAACGCAAACGGGAGUGCUGAAGCAUCUGCGCAAUCAAAAAAGAAAGGUAAAUCCAGAAAAGAUUCGUCAAAUGCGUCAGCAGACGCAGACGCCGAAGCAUCCGCAAAAUCGGGGGGCAAAGAUAAACCCGUAAAAGAUUCAUCGAAAGCUUCGGCGAACGCAAACGCUGAGGCGUCUGCAGAAUCAGAUGGAAAAGAUGGAAAAGGUUCGUCAAAUGCAUCAGCGAAUGCAGAUGCCGAAGCAUCCGCUGACUCGGAGAAGAAGGGUAAAAGAUCCGGAAAAGAAUCGGAUGCAUCGGCCAAUGCAGACGCAAGUGCGAAGUCUGAGAGCGAUGAUAAAUCCGAAAAAGGAUCAUCGAGUGCAUCAGGUAAGGCGUCUGCCAAAUCUGGAGGAAAGGGAAAAUCUGGAGCUUCGUCGGAUGCGGCGGCAAGCGCUGACGCAUCUGCGGAAUCAGGAGGCAAAAAUGGAGGAAAGGGUACCUCGAGUGCCUCGUCUAAUGCCAAAUCCUCUGCAUCCGGCUCGAAAGAUGAUGAUUCUAAUGAUACAGCAGCGAGCGCAUUAGCGAAUGCGAAGUCUGCGGUAGAGGAUAAAGCCAAUGCACUUGCGGGAGCUGCUGCAAAAGUAGGUUUUAAGAUGUAA
Cataglyphis hispanica is the source of this 2091-nucleotide messenger RNA. Its product is annotated as serine-aspartate repeat-containing protein I-like. The record is from RefSeq and is a predicted model, not a curated record. The transcript has 2 exons. NCBI's taxonomy places the organism in Eukaryota, Metazoa, Arthropoda, Insecta, Hymenoptera, Formicidae. The coding region runs from base 1 to 2091 and encodes 696 amino acids.